UCGACAUUACGUCAGUGAAAAUUAUAAUUCCUAGUAUUUCAAGUAUGGAAGAGCCAGAUGAUCAAGAUAUAGAUUUUGAGGAAUUAUCAGCAUAUGAUAGUUUAGAUAAUUUUCUGAUACUGAUACGUAAAUUUGCUAAUACUAAAGAUACUCUUGAACUUUUUGUUAGUAAAACUUUCCAAAACUGGAGUCAUGUAGAAAAUUUUAUGAAAGAUUAUGCCUCUGCUAAAGAAUCAAGUGGACCUUCUUGUAGAGUAGGAUGUCUAUGGAAAAUCAACAUUUGGGUUAAAAAGAACAAAAAUUGCCUUGAAGUUACAACAUUUAAUAAUCAACAUACAGCAUCUGGUGAGGAAGAUACAGGAAUGUUAUUAAGGUGGCUUCAUGAUAAAAAAAUUGAAGAUCCUCGAUAG
Messenger RNA from Scutellospora calospora, 410 nucleotides. Lineage: Eukaryota; Fungi; Glomeromycota; Glomeromycetes; Diversisporales; Gigasporaceae. The record is from the annotation of a GenBank genome assembly.